Messenger RNA from Biomphalaria glabrata, 1179 nucleotides. RefSeq names its product testis-expressed protein 43-like. The transcript has 4 exons. The record is from RefSeq and is a predicted model, not a curated record. Bases 31 to 486 code for a protein of 151 amino acids. NCBI's taxonomy places the organism in Eukaryota, Metazoa, Mollusca, Gastropoda, Planorbidae.
UUUCUGUCCCACCCACCACGAGAUUUGUGAAUGAGAUUUCAGAGAGAUAACCACACGUUAGAAACCAAUUGUUGUAAAAUGGCCGGCGAUAAGGUCAGACGAGUGCCUAUUACUAGUCAAUUAGGGAAAACAUUAUUUACGUACAGUACUCCGAGUAAGGACAUAAAACCCAAAAGAAUCCCGGAGUAUUCCAGAUCACAUCCCAUAGUGCCCAAGUUGUAUGUUCAGGAAUGGAAAACUGACAUGCAGAAUCGAAAUAUCAUCACUGAGAAUGCCUGUCUAGGAGGAGUCUCAAACUAUGAGCACGAUGACAACCUUUUUCUAGAGAAGAGAGAACAAAUGCACUACAAUGUCGAGGACUGGGCACGCGUCAGAGAGAAAAUCAAAAUGCCACCCAGAGCCAAGCUGUUGCGACCUGAUUUUCAUCAUGAGACAUCAAAGUAUCAAAGUGAACUGAUGUUCAGAAGGGACACUAAUGCUGUGUAGGAUGAACUUGUAUGGGCACACAAAUAGAACAAAACAAUGCUUUAAUUAGAAGAAACAAGUAGCUUUAGUUACACUAUGUUUGAAACAACACAUAUAGCCAUUGUUUGAUUAGCUUUAAUUGAUCUUAACAAUAUAACAUCCAUCUACUUUGUUGUAUUCUGACUUAACAGUUUUACAUAAAAAUUCAAACACAAAGAGUAUGAACUCAAAACUAGAUUACUUUGAUGCUUGUAAACCAGAUAUUUGAAUUGAACACCUCAAGCUGAUUGUAAAAAUUAAAAUGCAUAUUUUUUUUUUUUGUAUUAGCUAAAACAUCUUGAAUAAUGAUUUUUUAAUUAUUUCCAAGUCCUAUGAUUUUACAAGUUGGUUGCCUAUAACAUUUUAUUUGAGAAAAAAAUAUUGGCUGCAAAAAUUUCUUGCUAAAGAGAUUGAUAGAUUUUCAAGCUUAAUUUUGUUAGUUUUAAACUUGCACAGAAUAUUUUUGUUGAAUGUACAGUAUUAUGUUGCAUGUGGAGACAACUGAACUACUCUUUCAGUUCCAACAACUUUGUUGAAUUAUGUAUUAUUUCAAAGUAUUAUAUUUUGUUUAUACUGCUUACUUUCAACUGUGAUAAAGAAGCCAAUUUACCGAGUCUACAAAUAGUAAUCUAUUGUAAAUAUUUCUGGUAUAGCUAUUAAAAGCCAUGAGUCACC